AUGGGUGCUCAGCCGUCGAUCAUUAUCGAUACUAUCCCUGACAAUCUCGACGGAAAGGACGCACGAGGAUCAAUAUUUCUCUUCAUCUACGAGGGCAGGAGGAAGCUGACAUGCUGCCCCUCAUCUCAUGCAGCCGCCGUGACAGCUGUCUGGGAUCUCUUUCCCGAAAUCUCUUACAACCAGAGUGUCUCAUUCCACACUGACGAACUGCCGAUAUGCGGGGGAGAGAUGACAGAGGUCUCCCCUGCAUCCUGGGAUAAAGUAACAGCAUUGGUGGAUAAGCUGACGGUUAGGGUGGAGUCGCAGGAGAACGGUGAAAGAGUGGAGCUUAUUGUUAAGUCAAUGACCGGACGCCAGAUGUUGCUGAAAGUUCCGUCUUCUAUGACUGUCAGAUCUCUGAAGCAGAGAAUCGGCGACUAUUGUGGGGUUCCAUCUGGGUGCGAAGAAGGCGGCGACGGACAGGGGCAACUUCGGCUCAUCUUCUCAGGCCGGGAUCUGGAUGGGUUUCUGAGCUACUCCCUCAAGGAAUGUGGCAUAAAGAACCUAUCUGUAAUCCACAUGAUGCAGAUAUUGCGUGGAGCGAAGCCAGUCAUUUAUCUUUUCGCACCUGACUUACUGGAGGCAACCGUGAGGCUCUCCCUUUCUCCUCAGUGGGGCCUCUCGGCUAUAUAUCCUGUGGUUCCAAUCACACAAGGCACAACAGAAUCUCUCGAGAAAGUCAUUUGGAGUGUUCGCGUAAAUCCUGGUGGCACCUUGAUGGAACAUAUCACCGGGCUCGAGGUGGCGUACUUGUUUUGGGAAGCAACAACGAACCACAUCCCGCCGGCGUCUCCUACCCAUGGGACGCAGUUACAUGAGUCCUUCGAUCCCAGCCAUCCCAUUCUGAAUGCGGAGAACUCAGUGGUGAUUCCGGUCACCAACAUAACUCCAUAUCUCGACAAAGAAUUACAAGAACUCGGGCUUCAUACAGAGGCAAGGAUGUCGUUUAUCAGCUUCUGGCUGCCUGCAAUGCUGAAGCAUAAGUACAUCGCUCUCCGCUUCCUCCCUCAAGACGCCUAUGAGCGUGCUGCACCUCUAGCUGUCACUCCUCGUCCGGAUGUCAUCACCCGAGUGUACAUGGUUUUUCAAGGAGUCGGCGACGAAGAUUUGGCUUCAUGGGAUGCCGCCAGAAAGAGAGGAACCAAGGAACAAGGGAUUUGGAAGUAUAUCGUUGGGGUGGAUAAGAGCCGCAUUGAAGACAAGGGCUUGUUCAGAGUCCUCGAGUGGGGAGGGAUGGAGAUUCCAUUGCUUAACUGUCGCCAAGAAGCUUAA
Messenger RNA from Cyclocybe aegerita, 1311 nucleotides. The record is from the annotation of a GenBank genome assembly. NCBI's taxonomy places the organism in Eukaryota, Fungi, Basidiomycota, Agaricomycetes, Agaricales, Hemipholiotaceae.